Cuscuta epithymum is the source of this 1293-nucleotide messenger RNA. The record is from the annotation of a GenBank genome assembly. Lineage: Eukaryota; Viridiplantae; Streptophyta; Magnoliopsida; Solanales; Convolvulaceae.
UUUGACCAAACUGACCCUUAUCAAAAGCAUCACUUCUUGCCACUUCUUGCUGUUAAUCACUUAAUUGACUUCAUUCUACCAGAAGAGCUACUGUACAAAGUUGAGUAUAAGCCCUGCCAUUUCAGAGCCACUAAGACAGGGAUAUGGGUGAUUUGUAUGCCCUGGAUUUCGACGGGGUUCUCUGUGAUAGUUGCGGAGAAAGCUCUCUAUCUGCCGUAAAGGCUGCUAGAGUGAGAUGGCCCAGUCUGUUCAAGACUGUUGAUCCUUUGUCUGAAGAUUGGAUUGUUGAUCAUAUGCAUAUUGUUAGGCCUGUGAUAGAAUUUGGCUAUGAAAAUCUAUUGCUUGUGAGGCUUCUGUUAGAAAUUAGAGUUCCUUCCGUUCGCAAGUCCUCGGUUGCAGAUGGACUUACAGUUGACGAUAUUCUUGAAAACUGGAGGGAGAUAAAGCCUCUCAUUACCGAAGAAUGGAAUGAAAACGUAGAUGAUCUAAUUGAUCUUUUUGGUAAGGUCAGGGAUGCCUGGAUGGACAAUGAUAUGGAUACUUGGAUUGGAUCAAACAGGUUUUAUCCUGGAGUAGCAGAUGCGCUGAAGUUUGCAAGCUCAAAGAUCUACAUUGUGACCACAAAACAGAGCCGCUUCGCCUAUUCACUACUUCGUGAGCUUGCUGGCGUAACUAUUGCCCCUGGAAUGAUCUAUGGUCUAGGUACAGGGCCGAAAGUAAAAGUGCUGAAGGAGCUUCAAGAAAUGCCAGAAAACAAGGGCCUUACCCUACACUUUGUGGAAGACCGACUUGCAACCCUAAAGAAUGUGAUCAAAGAGCCUGAAUUAGAUGGAUGGAACUUGUAUCUAGGUGAUUGGGGUUACAACACUCCAAAAGAGAGAGAGGAAGCUGCACAAAUUUCUAGAAUUCACCUUCUUGAGCUCUCUGAUUUUAGCAAGAAGUUGAAAUGAUCAUCAUUUUUCACAAUUUCAGUCUACUACCUAUUACGACUUUGAAACAUAUUCAUAAGAAGUUGUCAGUUAUGACAAAUUGACUGCUCCCAAUAAGUGUGGGUUUGCAGGAAAUUCGAGUGUAGAAUGAUUAUCACUAUGGAUGUUUUUACUUGGACUGUAAUUUGCGCUGGUUUGAUCUGGUAAUGUCUGAUCUCUUUGUAUUUUUAUAACUAUCCAAGUCUGGUCUGAUUUGGUCUGGGACAUAUUAAUACAUCUAUUCUCCUUGAUAGAAAUGUUUUUUGCAAGGUUUGUAUUGUGGAAAAUGCGAAAGGAAAGAAAAUGCCGAGAAAAGUUAUUUUCU